AUGGCAUCUUCAAUGAGUCGUGUUCAUGAGGCGGAGCCCGGUCAAAUUCUCACAUCUGGCUCCGAUGCAGGGACUCUUCCGCCUCUGUGCGACAUCUUCGUCAUCGAGGAGGGCGCCGCUGACCAGUCCCAGGUUUUGGACGCCCUCUCCACGACCCCCGACCCCGAGGUCGGUGCAGAUAUAAUCUUGAGGUGCAUAGAGAAAGCCGUUGUCGGAGGAGGUCCUCCAAGGCUGGAAGCUCUGGUCGAGCAACUUGCACACCACCUGCUCGUCUCUCCCGUCGAGGUGGUCCCUGAAGCGGUGAGGUUGUACCUCGUGGAUCUUUCCCCAGAAGAGCUGCCCAAGUAUGUGGAGGAACAUCUUGGUUGGGCAUGCAAUCGGGCCGCGGUCGGCCUAUUGCCGACUGAGACCUCACAAAAACUUCUCGACCUCCUCCCCCCCAUGGUGGUCUACGCUGCCCUUCAGAAUGAAAGGCUAGCUCAUUUUCCGGAAGCUCAGACCCUUACCCCCUUGUACCGUCGCAAAAACCUCUCCUCGCUCCUGGAACUAAAGAGCUCCGAAGCGAGCCCCUUCAGCGAGGGGUGGACCGCCCGCCUCUUCCAACGGAGAAGCAAGGUGUCCAGGCAGACCGCCGGCGGCCCGGCUAGUCUUCAGCAGGCGGCUCCUGCUCAGCACUUUCAUGGUUUCAAUCAUCGGUCUACCUCCUCGCCCCCGCGCAGGUCGGUUUCUCGGGAGCGCGGAGAAAUCUCCUCCGGGCGCUCCCCGGGGGCCUUGAAUCUAACGCCCCCAUCUCACGGAUCCCGGGUGACCUUGAGGCCGAAUCCGGACGCCAUCUCGAACGGGGACCGUAGAGUGGCCUCUCGGGAUGCUGAUAAAGCAUCCUCAGCCUUCAAGGGCGGUCCCUUCAAAGGCGUCGAUGACGAGCGCGGACUCUCAGGUUUUUGGCGUCAAGUAGAGUCGUUGGUGGUCCGGCGUGGUUGGCAAAUCGGCGGUCCUGAGCAUUAUUUUCUUCUCACUAAUCUAGUUCCGGAGUACACGCUCGAGGAGGCCGUGGGACGUAAGAAUCCCGUGACUCUGGUCGAUUUUUCGACGUCCGUUGCUGAUAUCCGCUCCGCUCUAGCGGAAGAGUGCGGUGGCCACUUCGAGGUCGAGAAGCUCUUAUCAGAACCCACUGCCCGCUCGAACCAGGAGACCCUGACAUCCUACAUCGGGCGUCUGGAUGAGUGGGCCAGACGCUGUGCUUUAGCCGGCGCUCCCCUCGGUGACGGCCAUGUUAUCAGGCGUUCCGUGAGGGAGUAA
Molecule: messenger RNA, 1299 nt
Organism: Perkinsus marinus ATCC 50983
Lineage: Eukaryota; Perkinsozoa; Perkinsida; Perkinsidae
Exons: 1
Coding region: 1-1299 (432 amino acids)
Source: RefSeq, a predicted model, not a curated record